Rhagoletis zephyria (snowberry fruit fly) is the source of this 1470-nucleotide messenger RNA. RefSeq names its product gustatory receptor for bitter taste 66a-like. The record is from RefSeq and is a predicted model, not a curated record. NCBI's taxonomy places the organism in Eukaryota, Metazoa, Arthropoda, Insecta, Diptera, Tephritidae. Gene Ontology annotation, biological process: male courtship behavior; sensory perception of taste; chemosensory behavior. Gene Ontology annotation, cellular component: axon; neuronal cell body; membrane.
AUGUUUGAAGUCAAACUGCAAUCCAAGCCGCUCUUACAAAGUUUCAAUUCAAUUUUUUAUUGGUGCAAGCUUUUGGGCGUCUAUCCAUAUGACUUUCAGAAAUUCUACUAUGACGGUGUACUUCAGAGCUCCACAGUGGGCAGUUGUGUGGUGAUAAUCGUAAUGUGCUUUGUUUUUAUGCUCUACAAUUUGAUGCUGUUCACUUUUGCCGGAAAUGAUGUCGUUCCGAAGUAUAAUCAUCUAAAUCUCAUAGUCGUUAUUGCGCUUACUUAUAUUUCACCCGUAAUGAUGAUGGUCGAUCAAAUAACCGCUAUACGUAAUCAGAAUGCACUCCCUGCGCUCUUCGAACGAAUUGAAUAUUUAGAUGAAGGACUGCGACAGCUGGGUAUUUCGGUCGAUAAUAAGCAUGUGCAGCGACGCAUACGGCUGAUGAUCGCAGUGACUGUCUUGUUGGAGUGCUGCAUAUUCGCCGCUUACAUAUGGUUGCAGGUUGACGUAUUGCGAUGGACGUUGGUACUGUGGAUCUUUGCCUCAACACCGACCUUCUACAAUACCCUAGACAAGAUUUGGUUUAUGGGAAUAUUGUUGGGUCUGAGAGACCGUUUUGAUGCUAUUAAUGAAACGUUCGAUACAAUCGCUGGAGAGCUUGAGAAAAAUUGUAUACAGAGUCGGAAGAAGCAGCGAAGUGGGGAUGUUGCGCUGCAACCGUCGUUAUCAUUCGAAGCGGAAGAUAUUGGCCAUAUCAAAUUGGAAAAUCUUGUGCGCAAUGCCUUCGGUGAAUUAAUACGCCACCGUGAACCAUUCAAACGCUCUGCUCCAAAAAUGCGCUCCGAUGCUGCGCUAGGUAAUUUCGAUGUUUUGCAAGAACGUUUCAUCAGCCUGUGUCAGCUACACGAAAGCACCUGUAGGAUUGCCAAAUUACUCAACGAGCUAUGGCGCUAUCCAAUUCUAAUACUAAUGGCCUAUGGCUUUGUAGUUAUCACGUCACAACUCUAUUUUACCUAUUGUGCCACGCAAUCGCAGCCGAUUCCAGUCAUUUUUCGUUCUGCUGAACAAUUAGUCAUAACGGCGUUGUCACUCAUCUACCUCGGCGGUAAAUGUACAUCGUUGAUGUUUUUCAGUUGGAAAACUUCGCAGGCUUCGCGCCGCACCGGUAUUUGUCUGCACAAAUGUGGUGUUGCUGCCGACACAAAUGAAGUUUAUGAAAUUGUCAAUCAUUUGUCGCUGAAGCUCUUCAAUCACGCCGUAAACUUUUCCGCUUGUGGUUUUUUUACACUGGAUAUGGGCACUUUAUAUGCGGUUUGUGGCGCCAUAACUAGUUAUUUGAUUAUACUCAUACAGUUCAAUUUGGCUGGGCAACAAGUGAAGAUCAAAAAAGAAUUGGCUGCUUCAAAUGAAACGGCAUUGAUGGUAUUGGAUGCAGAAAAUUAUACCGUUACGCCAACUGAGUCAACUACGCAUUGGGACUAG